This is a messenger RNA of Amaranthus tricolor (Joseph's coat), 1363 nucleotides long. Its product is annotated as protease Do-like 5, chloroplastic. Bases 170 to 1111 code for a protein of 313 amino acids. The record is from RefSeq and is a predicted model, not a curated record. The transcript has 8 exons. Gene Ontology annotation, molecular function: serine-type endopeptidase activity. Gene Ontology annotation, biological process: proteolysis. Lineage: Eukaryota; Viridiplantae; Streptophyta; Magnoliopsida; Caryophyllales; Amaranthaceae.
CUAAAUUACAAAUCGAAUUUAAAAUCAAAAUUAAAAAUUAAAAAUUUUAAAGUCAUGGUAGCAAAAGUAAGAAUCGAUUUGCUCCCUUUGUUGCUGGGAGGGAUGCCAUUUGAACUUUGUAGGAAAGCCGGAUUCCGGAAGGAUAAUCUUGUACCGUAAAAACGAGAUAAUGCUAGCUUUGCUGGGUUAUGCCCGUCCACCACCGUCAAUUUCCGUCAGGCUCAACUGCAACAAAUUGACCAAUCAUCCAAAAUCGGCAAUUGCCUCUCCAGUAAAUAGGAGGAAAUCCAUCUUACUUUCUGCUUCUCUUCUCACCCUGUUUCUUAAUUUCAACCCAAAUUCACCUGUACCUUUGUUUUCUGCUGGUGCCCGUGAAUUGGAUGAACUUGAAGAAACUACCAUUAUCCGUGUUUUUGAGGAAACGUCACCGUCUGUGGUCUUUAUUCAAGUUCUAUCAAAAUUGAACAACUCCAACAAUUCAAAGGAUGCCUUGCUAGAUGAUGAAAGUAAUGCAAAAGUGGAGGGGACAGGUUCUGGCUUCCUCUGGGACAAGUUUGGUCACAUUGUUACGAAUUACCAUGUUGUGGCUAAGUUGGCAACUGAUCAGAGUGGACAGCGGUUUUGUAAGGUUAGUACAGUGGAUACCCGAGGAAAUAGGAUCUCAACUGAGGCCAAGAUCAUUGGUUUUGAUCAAUCAUAUGAUCUGGCUGUUCUUAAGUUUGAUUCUCAAGGGAAAGAGUUUAAGCCUGCUCUUCUUGGAACUUCGAGCGAAUUACGUGUGGGGCAGAAUUGUUUUGCCAUUGGGAAUCCUUAUGGAUAUGAAAACACUCUAACAACUGGGGUGGUCAGUGGUCUGGGCAGGGAGAUACCAUCACCAAAUGGACAGGCCAUUCGAGGAGCCAUACAAACAGAUACUGCUAUUAAUGCUGGAAAUUCCGGAGGGCCAUUGAUAGAUUCAUAUGGGCAUGUGAUUGGUGUGAACACUGCGACAUUUACUCUUAAAGGCACUGCGAUGUCCUCUGGUGUGAACUUCGCAAUUCCGAUUGACACGGUAGUACGAACUGUACCUGCUCUUAUCGUCUAUGGAACACCUUACAGCGACAGGUACUAGCGGAGACGUAAUUGAUAUUGAUAUCUCAAAGCCUCUACAAACUUGAUAAAUUCAACGUACUUUUAUGUUGUGCUUACAAUCUUCAGGCAAAAAAAAUCUUUAUGGGUAACAUAGAAACUAUAGUAAGAUACUAGAUAUCAAUGUUUUCCUUGUGCAUAAUUUUGAGUACAAUUUUUUGUAUUAUACUUCAUAUUGCAGUUGUGUAUAAUUUUUAUCAGUAUUGUAGAAGUAGAAAAUUACCAGUUUCUUGUG